This is a messenger RNA of Tripterygium wilfordii, 1263 nucleotides long. Its product is annotated as F-box protein At5g49610. The record is from RefSeq and is a predicted model, not a curated record. The coding region runs from base 93 to 1166 and encodes 357 amino acids. Lineage: Eukaryota; Viridiplantae; Streptophyta; Magnoliopsida; Celastrales; Celastraceae. The transcript has a single exon. Gene Ontology annotation, molecular function: protein binding.
UGGUAAGCAAGUCCUGAUCUUCCUUUCAUUUCCUGAAUUGGGCAACGGAGAUUUUCUCGUUUUGUUCUUUUUUUCUUUUUGUGAUUUGAAUCAUGGGUUCUAGAGAUGGGUUCUUCCCGGAUGAGGUUAUUCUUCAGAUACUUGCGAGAUUGCCCGUUAAGUCCCUCUUUAGAGCGAAAACUGUGUGCAAACUUUGGUAUAGAUUAUCAUCCGACAAGUAUUUCACUAAACUCUACAAUGAAUCAUCUUGUAAGAAUCCAAUGCUAUUAGUGGACAUUUCAGAUUCAUUUGGAUCGAAGUCCAGUUUAAUCUGUGUUGAUGAUUUGAGGGGUGUUACUGAAAUCUCCUUGGAUUUCUUAAAUGAUAGGGUUAAGGUCAGGGCUUCUUGUAAUGGAUUGUUGUGUUGCUCUAGCAUCCCUGAUAAGGGUGUUUACUAUGUUUGCAAUCCAACGACUAGAGAGUUUAAAUUGCUGCCUAGGAGUAGAGAAAGGCCUGUAACCCGAUUUUAUCCAGAUUGUGAGGCCACCCUUGUUGGUUUGGCCUGCAAUUUGUCAAGUCAAGGGUUCAAGGUUGUUUUAGCUGGUUAUCACCGCACGUUUGGUCACAGGCCAGACGGAACCUUCGUAUGUUUAGUGUACGAUUCUGAUUCUGAUAAAUGGAGCAAAUUUGUUUCAAUUCGAGAUGAUCAGUUUACACAUAUGAAUAGGAACCAAGUUGUGUUUGUUAACGGAGCACUUCAUUGGCUGACCGGUAGUUGCUCUUGCAUACUUGCACUUGAUUUGGAAUGUGAUGCUUGGAGGAAGAUUACAUUGCCGGAUGAAUUGAUUUUUGGUUCUGGGAAUAGAAUUUAUCUGUUGGAGUGUGAUGGGUGUUUGUCUAUAAUUCAGAUUUCGGAUGCUUGGAUGAACAUAUGGGUGUUGGAAGACUAUGAGAAUGAGAAGUGGCAUGUUGUGGAUAGGGUUAGCUUGAGAUGUAUAAGGGGUCUUGUGCCUGGUAUUUUUCCAAUAAGUCAGACUUCUGCAUAUGUUUUCUUGGCAACACAUAAGCAGGUUGUGGUGUAUCAUCGGAAGGGCAGAGUGUGGAAGGAGAUGUACUCUAUGAAAUCAGCACUCCCGUUGUGGUUCUCGGCUCAUGCAUUUCGCUGCACAAUCUCCUCUUGUACCUAAGAUGUUAUCUGCCGUUCACUACUAAGUUAUGUACAAAAAUAAGUUUCUUAUUGAUGCUACUGCUAUUUAUUAUUGGUUUAUUGGUCUUUAUCAAUGA